UCCGGCGGUGUCUCUGGGGAAGAAGAUGGCGGCGUCGAAUUACGAGUACCCAAGGCUACGGCGGCCAGAAAUAGCAGCAAUCCUUGCGCAGUUUCAGAUUGCUAACGUCACCGAGCAAGACCUCAUCCACCCUAACCCUGACUUGAUUUUCGACAUCUACACUCGCGUCCUCAUUCACCUCGAUUUCCUCCUCGAGGAAGACGGCGAGCAGCUUGAGUUCGAUGCCCUAGAGCAGCUCGAAAACCCCGAUUUCCACCUCGAUUCUGUUCGUGCCAUCAAACUCUACAACAAGAUCAAGGAGGUUCUCACCUCGCUCGAGUGCCCUCGGAAAUUCACCUUCCAUGAUCUUCUCAUGCCUGAUUCUAACAGAACCGAGCUUUUCCUUGGUGCUCUUCUCAAUUUCUGUCUCGAUAGGGAGGCCAGGAUGAAUUCUGUCUCCGAAUUUGUGGAAGAAGUCAACGCUCUAGAGGAGCAGCGAGCGGAGUUGGAGGAGAAUAAGAUUCUGCAGUUGAAAGCGGAGAUUUCUGAAUGCAAUGAAGCCAAGGAAAGGGAGAUGCUUCUUGUUCAGGAGGUGGAAGCGAAGGUUAAAGAGCUGCAUCAAACGAUUGCGGCGCUGAACAACAGUCAGAUGUCGGUGAGGGCUACCUCGAGGAAGUUGAAGGAGAAGACCGGGGAAAUGGAUGUGAAGAUUUCAAAUGCUCAAUUUGCACUGGUACAAACUGUUCAAGAGAAUGCAAGUCUACGUUCAAAAAUUGCUCAAUCUCCCGAUAAAGUACAGAGGGCUUUAGAGGAAAAGAAAUUAGCUCGAGAGGAGGCAAGGAAUGCUGAAAGAUUAGCAAUGCAAACUUUCCAUGAAAAGACUUCCCUUGUUGAAGUUUAUUCCAAGGUUUACAAGAAAAUGUCAAAGCACUACAAUUUGAUGCAGGGUAUCCAAGAGCAGGUAAAUUCUGCUAAAUCUAUUGAAAAGGACCUUAAAGCAUUAAAAGCUAAACUUAGUGAUGAAGAAGUAUUGGAGAAGUCACUUGAAGCCAAAUUGGUUGAAAGACAAAGUAAAGUUAAGCAGUUGGAAGAAUUUAGGGAGCAGUUGGAGAAAGAAUGCAAUCAUACGCGGGAAGAAGCAACUCAAUACUUAAUUAAUAAAAAAUCAGAAGUGGAAUCUAAGAGAUGUGCUACAGAAACAAGACAGAGAAACGUUGAGGCUAUGCUAUCUGAGGUGGAUGCCAUAAAUAGUAAAAUUACAUCAGUAAAAGAAUCUGGAGCAGUGAAAGUGGAACGGUUAGGUAGGAAAUGUGAAGAGAUAGUUGAAGAGUUUCACAAGUAUGCAAACUCUAUUGCACGUGUCAUUGAAUCUGGGCCAAAGAGUCAGGGCUACUAAAGGAGAUUAAUUUGACAUUUUGGAUCCCGUUUAUGUACUAGACUUGUAAAGUUGAGUAUGUUAGCAUCAACAUUCUGGAAGAAUUAUGGUGCAUCAACGUCUUAGUGACAUCACCAUCUUGCUGCAGAGCUGGAUUCUGUAUAGCGCGUAAAGUGUCUCCCUCACGCUUCUUCCAUGCCUAGCCCGAUAGUUGGAUGUGUCCUGCGAUGGUUUGCUUUUGGAUCAUGCCACUAGACGAAUGAAAAUGUGCUCGUAAUGCAUAAACUAGUUAUCCAUUCUAUUUGAUUAUACUAUAUUUUAUUUCAUUUCACUUUAUUUUAUUUAUCAUUAAAUGUAUGAAUAUAACUGUUGAAAUUUCUUGAAUUUGUAAAUGACUCAAUCUUGCUCGUCACUUGAAUUCAGCAGUUAUUAUUUUAAUAGGUUGUAAUAAGGAAUUAUAAAUUAUUAUACCAAGUUAUG
Molecule: messenger RNA, 1834 nt
Organism: Abrus precatorius (Indian licorice)
Lineage: Eukaryota; Viridiplantae; Streptophyta; Magnoliopsida; Fabales; Fabaceae
Product: kinetochore protein NUF2 homolog
Exons: 10
Coding region: 26-1375 (449 amino acids)
Biological process (GO): mitotic spindle organization; attachment of mitotic spindle microtubules to kinetochore; meiotic chromosome segregation
Cellular component (GO): Ndc80 complex; kinetochore
Molecular function (GO): protein-containing complex binding
Source: RefSeq, a predicted model, not a curated record